Messenger RNA from Penicillium antarcticum, 966 nucleotides. RefSeq names its product endo alpha-1,4 polygalactosaminidase. Lineage: Eukaryota; Fungi; Ascomycota; Eurotiomycetes; Eurotiales; Aspergillaceae. The record is from RefSeq and is a predicted model, not a curated record. The coding region runs from base 1 to 966 and encodes 321 amino acids. The transcript has a single exon.
AUGGGCGAAAUGUCCUCCAAGUCCGGCUGGUGGGCCUGGUCAACCAAGAAGAAGGUUCUCAUCUUUGGGACCAUCGCUUUGGUCAUCGUCGCGCUGGGUGUUGGUCUCGGUGCAGGACUCGGCAUCGGCUUGAAGAACAGCGGAGACGACGACAACGAUAGUGGUGACAGUGGUGACAACACCGGUAGCGGUACCAACACUACCACCCCCACCAAUACGACCGUGAAAUGGCAGCCCGCCGCCGGCACCAAGUGGCAAAUCGUGCUGAAGUACCCACUGAACGACACCUCCAUUGACGCGCCCGUCUACGACAUCGAUCUCUUCGACAACCCCAAGUCCAUGAUCUCCGAACUGCAGGGUAUGGGCCGCAAGGUUAUUUGCUACUUCUCUGCUGGAACUUACGAAGACUGGCGCUCCGACGCAGAUGAUUUCGCGAAGGCCGACAUUGGCAAGGGUCUCGACGAGUGGGCCGGCGAGAACUGGCUGAACAUCUCGUCCACAAGUGUGCGCAAGAUCAUGCAGAAGCGCCUCGACCUUGCCGUCACCAAGGGAUGUGAUGGAGUUGACCCGGAUAACAUUGAUGGAUAUGAUAAUGAGAACGGGCUCGGCCUCACUGAGGCUAUGUCUAUCAAUUAUGUGAACUGGCUUGCGAAUGAAUCUCACAACCGCGGUCUUUCCGUCGGACUGAAGAACGGUGGGAGUAUCAUUGACUCAGUCAUUGCGAACAUGCAGUGGAGCGUUAAUGAGCAAUGUGCUCAAUACGACGAGUGUGAUACCUAUGCUGCCUUCAUCGAUGCCGACAAGCCUGUCUUUCACAUCGAGUAUCCCAAGGGUGAUGAUACCAACAACGACAAAUCUGUCACCACUAAGCAGGUGACAUCUUCUUGCGAUGCGAACAGCUCAGGCAACUUCUCGACUGUUAUCAAAAACAUGAACUUGAACAACUGGGUUGAGUACUGCCCUUGA